ACCGGAAGUAUCGGGCGAACGCGGCCGGGGCGCGGCGUCGGUGGCCAGGGGCCGUGCCCGCCGGGCUCCUUCCAUUUCUUCUCCCCUCCCUUUCUUCUCCCCUCCUUUCGUUGCCUCAACCGCGCCGGGCAUCCGCCAUGGAGGCAAACGCGCCGAAACGGAAAGAGGCGCGAAAGUCGCUACGGAUCAAAGUCAUCUCCAUGGGCAACGCGGAGGUGGGGAAGAGCUGCAUUAUAAAGCGCUAUUGUGAGAAGAGAUUUGUUCCCAAAUACCUUGCAACUAUUGGUAUCGACUAUGGUGUCACCAAAGUACAAGUCAGAGACAGAGAGAUCAAAGUGAACAUCUUUGACAUGGCAGGGCACCCAUUCUUCUACGAGGUGAGGAAUGAGUUUUACAAGGACACGCAGGGAGUCAUCCUGGUCUAUGAUGUUGGACAAAAGGAGUCUUUUGAAGCUCUGGAUGCGUGGCUGGCUGAGAUGAAGCAGGAGCUGGGCCCCCACGGGAACAUGGACAACAUUGUCUUCGUUGUCUGUGCAAACAAGAUUGACUGCACAAAGCACCGCAGUGUGGAUGAAAGUGAGGGGCGGCUGUGGGCAGAGAGCCGGGGCUUUCUUUACUUUGAGACAUCAGCACAAACAGGAGAGGGAAUCAAUGAGAUGUUCCAGACGUUCUACUCAGCCAUAAUUGACCUGUGUGACAACGGGGGGAAGCGUCCCCCCUCCAGCAUGGGGGUUGGCUUCACUAAAGAGCAGGCAGACGCCAUUCGUAGGAUCCGCAACAGCAAGGACAGCUGGGACAUGCUGGGAGUCAAGCCUGGAGCCACCAGAGACGAAGUGAAUAAAGCCUACAGAAAGCUGGCUGUGCUGCUCCACCCUGAUAAAUGCGUGGCUCCUGGGAGUGAAGAUGCCUUCAAAGCCGUGGUGAACGCCCGAACUGCUCUUCUCAAAAACAUCAAGUAGGGAACAGAGCUGCUGAGAACUGGAAACCUUCCCUUCCUCCCAGCUAAUUCCCAGGCAGCUGCACUGCCAUGGGGCACCUCCUUCCUCCUCAGAUUCAUCCGCUGGCUUGGACAAAGACACUCCUACCACCAAGCAUAGGAGCAGAACCGUAGUGUGAUUGCAAUGAGUUGUAGAGGGGGCAGAGUGCUGAGGAGGGGAGAGGGACCCCCGAGCCUUCCCUGCAUCUAUGGCCUCAAGUUGGCAGAAGUGCUGAAAGCAGUGAAUUGCCCACUUUCCCAGCUGUUUUACACUCCCCACAAACUACCAGCCUUGGAGGAGGUUGGAUGUGCAGCUCUAGCCUGUGGUUGCAGGGAGGGUAGGUUCGGUUUGGUUGCAAGGCUGUGUGGGAUGGAAAUGAACGAAGGGUUAUGUAAAGGCUGAAGGUGGAAUGAGACACAUUCAAGCCUCGAGCCCAGCAUUUGGCCUGAAAGCUGCUGCACCUGAAAGUGCUGGGGUCGUGGGUUAGGGAUACACAGGACAGCAGCCCCGAGAGCUGCAGUCCCUCAAGCCACAUGGUCCCUCCUUCCCAGCCAUCUGCUAGCCAUCUGCACUGCUCUGACAAACUGUGGGGAAAUGCCCUUGUUCCUGGUGAGGGACUGUCCUCAGGUGCAGGUGGCCCUUGGCUAUUUGCAGAUAGAUGCCAGGCGCUGACCUCAGGGUCCCCCAUCUUCACCACACCUCAGAGCUGCAUGUUGGUGUCAGUGAGAGUGGCAGCUGGCUCUGCAGGCCUGCUUGAGAGGAGCUGAGUCCCCGCAUGAGUUACAUCCCCAAAGGGAAUGUGUUAGGGCUGGCUAUGUAAGACAGCACCCCCAAAAAUCCAGCACCCCAUUCACAUGUGCCAGUCUGCCUACCCACUUGGCCCUGUGUCUCCCUCUGAUUAGUUUAGCAGUAGAAGGGCAUGUUCUUCCUCAGCCCAGUUUUCUGACAGCAGCAGCGUGUCACCCUGCUUUGCUGGUUGUGUUACAGGUUUGUGUCUGCCUCACUGAUCAGCAGGUGGGUCUGGGGUGCUUCCUCUUAGUCACAGCUGCUGCUUUCUUAGAACAUUCUUGUUGAUUCAGAGAGGAGCACUGCUGGUAAUACCAGGAGGUGCUUGCAGAAGGUUGGGUCUGGCCAGUGGGAUCCUGAGAGAGGUCAGAGCCACGAUGACUGCCUGACUCAAGUGGGAGAUCCCUUGGGAUCCUGUGAUUUUGUCAGGUGAUUUUGUCAGUUUUGUUACCUUGCUGCUCUGUGAGCUUGGCAGAGAAGGACAAGAUGCUAAGCUGUGAAAUUGAAGCCACUGAGUGAGUGAGUGAGUGUUUGUGCCCAUAUCUCACCCCCAGAAGUAUCCUAAGUUCAAAAGUUUAUUCCAAUGGUCAGUGCAAUAUAUAUGUUUUUUUCACUACAGGCAGCUAAUCUGUGUUUCCCCUCAAACUAUAUCAUAAAACAGCAGUAGAUCCCCCUCUUCUUGGCAGCAAGCAUUAAGGGUCUUUAAGGCCAGCAUCAUUUUGCACUUGCUUUAGUUUCUGGUGCUAGGUCACUGGGAAGAAAAACAGGCUGUCCUGCUGAGAAGCACUUUGUGCUCCUCCAGUGUUGGUAUCACAAGGGGAAAUGUCAUAAAGGGUCAGAGUUUCAAUAGCUCCAUGUAUCCUCUGCCGUGUGUAUAAAGAGCUGGGCUGGGGGAGGUCAGCAGGACGGGGAUUGGAGCUGCAGUGUGUUGCUCUGAGUCUUGUUCCACGCGUUUUAUAAGGCUGCAGAGUUCACUGGAAACCUCCCCACUUGCCUAGCACAGGAAACCACUUGAUUCUGGCUUCAGACCUAUUUCUCUGCAUUUUUUUUCCACCAAGGAGGGUGAAUAAUCCCGUUGCUGAAUGGCGCGCUUCACUUUCAGGCUGAGAUCUCGGAGCAGUUUAAAGGUUGCCUCAGUUCCCACUACUCAGGUGCCCUCCUGCUCUGCUGUGCCGUGCACGAUGCCUCCGUUUGCUUCUCAGGUGACUGCCUGCUGCUGCUCUGAGGUUCCUCCUGUCUGUUUACUGAGCUGACUGGAUGUUUGGGGACGAUUUACACACACGCAUGUCACGUCUAGCGAUGCCGGUGACCUUCGAAGUUGUGUGAUUUUUAUAAAUUAACCCUUCCCCCCCCCCCUUUUUGGAACAAGAAAGCCCUAUGAGCUGUC
This is a messenger RNA of Lagopus muta (rock ptarmigan), 3150 nucleotides long. It is a transcript of the gene DNAJC27, whose product is annotated as DnaJ heat shock protein family (Hsp40) member C27. The record is from RefSeq and is a predicted model, not a curated record. Lineage: Eukaryota; Metazoa; Chordata; Aves; Galliformes; Phasianidae. Gene Ontology annotation, molecular function: GTP binding; GTPase activity. The transcript has 7 exons. The coding region runs from base 138 to 959 and encodes 273 amino acids.